ACCGAGGACUUCUCCCGCAAACUUUCUUUCCUGGUGAAGGCGGCUUAUGACGCUCUCAGAAAGCCAAUGCCUAAUGAAAACUCGGAUACGUAUAAGCGAAUUGUUCAGAAUAUCCAUUCCCUCGAAGCCACUAUUUUGAUGGUUAUCGGGUUUCAGACCCUAGAGGUUAAGCAGCCACAUGUCAUUCUGAUAAACGUCAUCCGCGAAAACAAGUUUCCGAAGGAAAUCUCUCACACUAGUUAUUACAUAUGCACAAACAUACUCCAUCUUACAACACUGGUUUUACAUCAUUCCAUGGAGGCUAUUGCGGCUACUAGUCUUUACAUUGCGGCUAAAUGGAAUAACUCAGACAUUAAAUGUGCCAACGGAGAGUGGUACCACCUAUUCUCACCCGAACUGACUCUGGAGGAAAUAAAGGCCAUGGCCGAUGAAUUUACUCUGACAUUCCAGGAGUGCGAUACCAAAAUAAAAGAUCAGCUCCGGUUGCUACUUAAGCAAAAUUAUCGUGUCGAUAAGCGAUCGCACGAAACUCCACCCCCUCGUGUUGUUCAACGUCCUGGUCAGCCUCUCCAACACAGCAGGAGCAGUGGCGAGAUGGCCUUCCGUCAGUCGCAACAACAACAACAGCAUCCAGCACGCAACGGAUAUGGAGAACCAGAUAGUAAAAUGCAGCGUCUGGAUCGCGGCGUCUUCUCCCCCCAAAGCCAGCCCGUCCAAAUGAUGGAUUCCGCCCACAGAGUACGUAAAGCCCUUCUCUGUUCGAUAUUUUGGUUUAUUCUCUGA
Dibothriocephalus latus is the source of this 783-nucleotide messenger RNA. The record is from the annotation of a GenBank genome assembly. Lineage: Eukaryota; Metazoa; Platyhelminthes; Cestoda; Diphyllobothriidea; Diphyllobothriidae.